UGAAGUGAUGAACGUUUUUGGGCCACCGUUACCCAGCUGGAUCAAUUUUUGGGCCCUAUUCGUGCACACGUCAUCUUCUUCUCCCAUCUCUCAGUCUCCCCUCUCUCUCCUCUUCUUUCUCCUCGCGGAGCAGACAAUAACGCCGGGCAGGACCUUCUCCGCCGCAUGGCCUUCUCCGGCCAGGGUGGCCCCGACGAUCUCCGCCAGCUUCUGGCACUGCCUCACACCCAAAUUUUCAGCCUUUUACCACCCAACACUAAAACCCUAAUUCUGCAGCUCAAGAUCGCCCAAUCGGCGAAACUCCCCCCGCGAACUCGAUCUCAUCCGCAAUCAGCUCCCCCGCGGAAGCUCCGUCUCGCCAUGCUGCUUCUGGCCCUUUCACCGGAACAGGAGCUCGAGGACCUCGAGAUAUUCCAGAAGAACAUCUCCAACCCCUUCCCCGACCUCCUCUCCUCCUCCUCCUCCUCCGAGCCCUUCCUCUCCACCGGGUGGGUCUGCAAGUUACUCGAUGUUUACCUCUGCUGCGAGGCCGAGUUCAAAGUUGAACUCAUCAUGGGCCACGACCCCUCCCUCGUCUCCAAGCCCCCGCUCGAUCGACUCCUCCCUGCUGCUCAGAACAAUGGCGGGAAUGGAGAAGAAGAGGAGGAGAAAGAUAGAGAGAGAUUCCUUAGUGGGACCCAAAAGAUAUUCUCUUGUGCGCGGAUAGCGCCCACAAAAGGGUCCAUCUGUGCAACCGUGGGCUAAAAUAGUCAACUUUCUGUUCAAAAAUCGAUGGAAAAUUGAAUCGUUCUACAUCUAUACUAUAAAAAAAUUUCAAAAUAUCGUGUAUGAUGAAACUAACAUGAUACAUGUUAUGCAGUAAAAAAUUUUAA
This is a messenger RNA of Punica granatum (pomegranate), 872 nucleotides long. Lineage: Eukaryota; Viridiplantae; Streptophyta; Magnoliopsida; Myrtales; Lythraceae. The record is from RefSeq and is a predicted model, not a curated record.